Paramuricea clavata is the source of this 753-nucleotide messenger RNA. The record is from the annotation of a GenBank genome assembly. NCBI's taxonomy places the organism in Eukaryota, Metazoa, Cnidaria, Anthozoa, Malacalcyonacea, Plexauridae.
AUGGGAAAACGUGUCAUCGCUGAAUGUCAAUGCUGUAGAGCGAUAAGAAGAUUCAUACGUAAAAAUAAUGUCAAUGCUGUAGAGCAACAAGAAGAUGCAUACCUGUUUGAAGAAGCACUGUUUGUAGGAGCAGUGACAUCAGAAAGUCAAAAUGAUGAAUGGUAUGUUUCAACGAAAAUCGAGAAGCAGAACACGAAGCUCAAAGUGGAUACUGAUUCGCAAGUAAACAUUCUCAAUAUUAAUCAAUUGAAGAAGAUUAAACCCCAACCAAGUCUCAAAGAAUCAACUCAUAAAUUAUUCAGUAACACUGCUGUGUUAGGAACAACAGGACUAUGUGUAGAAUCAGAGACAAAUCAAUCUAGAAACUUAACAUUCUAUGUUGUAGACACAAAUCAACCAGGUCUUUUGGGACUCAGAGCAGCUCAGGAACUCUGGUUGAUAAAAAUCGUGGAAAAUACCAUAGUAGACCGAACGGCGAAGAAACCACUCGCACAUCUCAUCAGAAAAUCUUCACUGGUUUGGAUCGUUUGGAGAGAGAAUACCACAUCGAAGCUGAUCCAACAGUUACACCAGUCAUUAAUCCUACUACUCCCUACUAGAACUAUUCCUGCUGCUCUUCGCAGUAGAGUGAAAGAGGAACUUGAUGAUAUGGAAAGGAAAAACGUAAUUUGUAAAGUGGAAGAGCCAACUGAUUGGGUCAGUUCUAUAUGGUUGUGGUGGAGAAACCUAACGGAAAACUUUUCAUUUGUUUAG